Messenger RNA from Scylla paramamosain (green mud crab), 1608 nucleotides. RefSeq names its product exopolyphosphatase PRUNE1-like. NCBI's taxonomy places the organism in Eukaryota, Metazoa, Arthropoda, Malacostraca, Decapoda, Portunidae. Gene Ontology annotation, molecular function: exopolyphosphatase activity. Bases 124 to 1134 code for a protein of 336 amino acids. Gene Ontology annotation, cellular component: cytoplasm. The transcript is spliced from 10 exons. The record is from RefSeq and is a predicted model, not a curated record.
UUUGUCAGCUGACUGGCAAGCGUCCUGGCGGUGGUGGGCAGGAGUUGGGGAGAGAAUUCAUGGAAAAAACACCGAUAUAAUAUUUUGUUUGCCGAGGAAUGUUCCCAAUAGUUAAAUUUAUGAAUGCCGUCAAGAAAACACUGCUCAAGGAAGAACGCUGACCAGAGUGGAAUGAGUGUGAGUGCCCGCUGGCCAGCCCUCCACGUGGUGCUUGGGAACGAGUCAUGUGACCUGGACUCCGCCGUCAGCGCCAUCGUGUACGCCUUCCUCCUCCACUCCCUGCAGAAUGGAGAGGAGGCGGUGGGUGUGGUGCCCGUGCUUAAUAUACCUGCCAGCGAGUACCCGCUCAAGACGGAGGUGACCCACUGGCUGCAGAAACACGGCAUCCUGCAGAACUCCCUCAUCUUCAGGGAUGAAGUGAAUCUGAGUCGCCUUCAAGACGGCGGCUCGCUGAGAGUGACCCUCGUAGACCACCACGUGCUGCCCCCUGCCGACGCCUACCUGGAGUCCUCGGUGGUGGGCGUGCUGGACCACCGCCCCCUGGACCCCAACGCCCCGACCAACGAGAGAGUGACGAUGAUAGUGGAGCCCGUGGGGGUCAUGCUGUACCCUGGUGGCGGAGCAGGUGAUGGCCAAGAACCCCGCCCUGCUGGGACCCCGUCACCGCCAGCCUCCUGUAUGGCACCAUCAUCCUGGACACCGUGCUUGGAGGUGUUUCAGGAGCUGACGGAGGCCAAGGCUGACGUGUCUGGCCUCACCUGCGACCAGCUGCUAAGGAAGGACGUGAAGGUGGCGACUGGGGGCGGUCUGUGUGAUUUUCUGGGGAGGAGUGAGGGCGGGAGGUGUCUGGCGGAGCACCUGGCGACGCAAGGCUACCAGAUGCUGCUGGUCCUGGGCAUCACCAUCACGCAGGAGACGGUGACGAGGGACCUGGCGGUGUACUGUCCCGAUACGCACCUCAGAGAGCAGGUGACGUCAGCGCUGGUGGAGGGCCAGGGCGGGGUCCUCCAGCUGGCGCCGCAGGAGUGUGACGGCGUGGAGAGCUGCGUCGCCUUCCGCCAGGGCAACGUGGGCGCCUCCAGGAAGGUGGUGAUGCCUAUCCUGAAGGCAUGGCUGGCGACGAGGACAUCUUAAAGUACUUACUGGCGUACACACACACACACACACACACACCACACACACACACACACACACACACACACACACACACACACACACACACACACACACACACACACACACGUGACUAGCAGCAGAUGUCCUUCUAAGUACUUAAAGUCACACACACACACACACACACACACACACACACAACACACACACACACACACACACACACACACGUCAGAAAUCACCAGCAGCAGCUUCCCGGUGUGUGUUUAGGUCUAAGGUGUUGGGUGUUUUCUGUGUGGGUUGUUGUUUUUCUUUUUAUCAUUAUUACUUUUCUCGCGUGCAAUCUCCAAAUUUUGAUUCAGAGUUUAGCUACAAGCUCUUUUGUUAUUUUUUUAGUUGUUGUUGUUGCUGUUGUUGUAGCUUUGUGACUACUCACUAACCUUAUUUUUAUUGUUUUAAAAAGAGAUUAAAAAUAUAUAUACGUACUUAAAUAAC